AUGUCAACCUUCCCGGGAUGGAAAUUCGACUCCAACCACAGCAGUGAAGCAGAGAAUGGUCGUAUUGUGUUCAUGUGGGAUCCCCUCCUAUCAGUGGUUAUCUAUCUGAAGACACCUCAGAUAAUGAUUUGUGGAGUGUUUAACCCAGCGUCGUGUGAAUCUGUUACGGUGGGUGUUGUGUAUGCUUAUAAUGAGCAAGGAGACCGAGAGGAUCUAUGGAACACCAUCACGCAGAUCUCAACUUCCUCUUUAAUCAGAAACGCAUCUUGGAUGGUCAUAGGCGACUUUAAUCAGUUCUUGACUGUCUCGGAAGUGUACUCUCUCUACCCGUCUUCCUUCUCUACCAGAGGGAUGUCUGAUUUUCAAGACUGUUUACAGGCUAACGAGAUUUUUGAUCUAUCCUUCCGCGGAUGCCAAUUCACAUGGUCUAACAAAAGUCCUACCAACCCAAAAUCAAGAAAAUUGGACAGGGCUCUUGUUAAUGAAGCUUGGAUGGAUAAUUUCCCCAACUCUUUGGCAACUUUUGAACCGCCAGGCUCUUCUGAUCACUCCCCUUGUCUGGUUACCAUUACAGAUGAGACUCCUCGAAGGAAAAUCAGAUUCACUUUCUUCUCAUUCUUUGCCUCUCAUCCUGACUACGGGCAACUUAUGAAAUCUGCUUGGUCUACCCCAGUUACUUCUCGCUUCCCUAUGUCGUCCUUCUACCAGAAGUUGAGAUCAGCUAAGAAUUGUUGCAAAGGGAUAAACAAAUCAAAGUUCAGUGGCAUUGAGAAGAGAACAAAGGAAGCUUUUGAGCAUCUCCAGUCCAUUCAAAAUCAGAUGAUGAACUCGCCUUCUCAGCAACUCUUCCAACAGGAGGUUCAGGCUAGAGAAGCGUGGCUUACGUUUUCUGCAUCAGAGAGAAACUUCUUCAAGCUCAAGUCUAGAGUCAGAUGGGAAUCGAAGGGGGAUUUAAAUACGGGUUUCUAUCACAAGUCUGUCAAAGCAAACCUCUCCCGGAACCUGAUUCAUUUUCUUACUGACUCUGAAGACAGAAGGGUUUUUGAUCCUCAGGAGAUAAAGAACAUGGCAGUUCGGUUCUACUCUCUUCUUCAGGGGCGCUCUAACUCAGCGGUUUCCCCUCUCUCUCCAGACCACAUUCGUUCAAUUCAUACUUACCGAUUUGAUACAACAAAGGCAGAGGCCCUUAUUGCCAUUCCUACGGACGAAGAGAUAAAACAUACUUUAUUCUCCUUGCCAAAAUGCAAAGCGCCUGGACCUGAUGGAUUUUCUAGUGAGUUCUUUACUGGGUCUUGGGAUCUGGUGGGAAGAGAUUUCUUGGAUGCGGUUCGAAGCUUUUUCACAUCGUCGAGAUUGCCGCGCCAAACGAAUGCAACCGUAAUUUCUAUGAUUCCAAAGAUUACGGGUGCUUCCUCUCUCUCUGACUUCAGACCGGUUUCUCUCUGCAACACAGUGUACAAAGUUAUCUCCAAGAUACUUGGCUCGCGUCUAAAGACAAUUACGCAGGAGGCAGUUCAGAAUAAUCAAGCAGGCUUUGUGAAAGGGCGGGUCUUGGCGGACAAUGUACUACUGGCAGCUGAACUUGUGGCGGAUUUUAAUAAGAGAGGCAGGGUCUCUAGAGGGUGUUUGCAAGUUGACAUAACAAAGGCGUUUGACAGUAUUAAAUGGAAUUUCAUUCUCAAUAUCCUUUCUGCUUUUGCUCUACCUCCGAUCUUUAUAAAUUGGAUCAAAGUCUGCAUAUCAACCCCUCACUUCUCAGUUGCCAUUAAUGGGGAACUAGCUGGUUUUUUCCCUGGAGAAAAGGGUUUGAGGCAGGGAGACCCUAUCUCUUCCUCCUUGUUUGUAAUGGCUAUGGAUAUUCUGUCCAGAGAAAUUGAUAAAGCUGCUUUGGAAGACAAAUUUGGUUCACAUCCCUCUUGUAUCGAUCCUUUGGUGUCACACCUGAGCUUUGCAGACGACCUUCUGAUAUUCUUCGAUGGAAAGACUUCCUCUCUUCGAGGUAUCCUCCAAGUUCUCAGGGAUUUUCAGAGGUGCUCGGGUCUCGCGUUGAACCUCCGGAAAACGUGUGUCUUCAUUGAUGGCAACGAUCAGGCUAUGUCUACUCAACUUGCAUCUGAGUUCGGCAUCACGCAGGGAUCUCUACCGGUUAAGUAUCUGGGCUUGCCUUUGUCCCCGAAAAGACUGAGAUGUGAUGACUAUCAGCCGCUCAUUGACAAAAUUAAAGCCAGAGUUUCUUCUUGGACAGCAAGACAUCUUUCUUUCGCCGGCAGAUUUGUGCUGAUCCAGUCGGUUCUCUAUAAUAUGAUCCGAUUCUGGGCCUCGGUGUUUCCAAUCCCAAAGGGUUGUUUGGAUAAACUUGAGCGUAUGUUAAAUGCCUUUCUUUGGACUGGAGCACCAGAUUCUGCCCGAGGAGCGAAAGUAUCAUGGGAAGGGGUCUGUGUUCCAAAAGAGUGUGGAGGGUUGGGUUUAAAGCCACUACGUGGUCUCAAUGUUGUCUAUGGUAUCAAAUUGCUUUGGAAAGUCCUUUCUGGCUCUGAAUCAUUAUGGGUAGCUUGGGUGAAGAAGAAAUAUCUUGAGGACAGAAUGAUUUGGGACACAGGCUUCUCAAAUGUUGGUAGCUGGAUUUGGCGCAGUCUAAUGAACCUUCGGGAUACUGCAAGACCUUUCAUUACCUGCCAAAUUAACUCAGGCAGAACUGCUUCCUUUUGGCACGAUAACUGGACCCUGGCAGGACCGCUCAUAGACAUAACAGGACCUAUGGGUCCAAUGGUCGCAGGGAUUCCAGUCGAUGCCACAGUUUCUUCAGCUAUUAACGGGAGGGGAUGGGAAAAUUCACGAAGCAGACACCCCACUCUCUUAGCUCUUCGCGCUUCUCUUCCAUCUCAGCCGCCUGAUAUAUCUCUAUCUGCAGAGGAUGAUUAUUUCAUUUGGACAAACUCACUCAACGGCCCUCCGGAGCCUUUCUCUUCUUCUAAGCUUUCGGAAGCCCUAUAUCCAGAUCCGGCAACUGUGGGUUGGUCCUCUGUUGUUUGGUUCAAAGAUCACAUCCCUAAACAUGCUUUUAUAGCUUGGUUAGUGAUGAAAGACAGAAUGAAAACACGAGACAAGCUGAUUUCUUGGGGAAUCAAUAUUCCUGCAACUUGCUUGCUCUGCAGUCAGGAAGAAGAAACAACUCCUCACUUAUUUUUUGAAUGCAGUUAUUCAACUGAGGUUUGGAGUCGUCUGUUUCAAAGAAGCGGGUCUCAACAGCCUUCUUCGCUUCAGCAAAUCAUUCCUUGGCUUCUCACAGGACCUGCUGGGAUGUACAGGCAAAUUAAAAAGCUUUUGUUCCAAGCUGCUAUUUACCAUAUCUGGCGGGAAAGGAACUCAAGGGCUCAUACCCAACUCUCAAGACCAUCGGCGCAGAUCGUGAGAGAUAUCUUUCUUCAGCUACGUGCCAAACUUCUCGCUCUUGAUUUGAAGAGAAAAGAAACAGUCAUCGCUUCAAACACCGGACAAGAUCAUCAGUCAUAUCUAUCUACUUGGUUUGACAGGGUCCAGCAAUGA
Molecule: messenger RNA, 3546 nt
Organism: Raphanus sativus (radish)
Lineage: Eukaryota; Viridiplantae; Streptophyta; Magnoliopsida; Brassicales; Brassicaceae
Exons: 1
Coding region: 1-3546 (1181 amino acids)
Source: RefSeq, a predicted model, not a curated record